AUGGCAGCAAUCGAUACCAGUAAGAUCUACGUCCUUAAAAAUAGCUACACAGCUACGAACAAAAUACUUGCUAUGACUUCAAGCGAUGGCUCCCUCUCUAUGAUUGACGCGCAUAGCGUUGGUCCUAAUGCCCUGUGGCUCCUUACCCCGACAACCAUGACCAACUACUAUCGCCUUCACACAAUUGCCAAUGGCGUGAAGCAGUCGCUCGACGUUAUUAAUGACGGAGUGGAAAACAUCAAUCUCCACAUGACCGGUACUGGUAACUACUCGGGUCAGUUUUGGAGAUUCGACAACUGGACUCCAGGCGGCCAGGGUUAUCCAUACCGCCUGAGCAAUACCUUUACAGGACAAGAUAAGCACUUGGACGUAUACUCGGAUACGCUUGUUGCUCAUCUCGCCGGCGGCAACCAUAGCGGGCAGCACUGGGAGCUUAUUUCUGCAAGCACUGUUGCGGCAUCCACAGAUGCUCCCACUACGUCCUAA
Messenger RNA from Trichoderma breve, 486 nucleotides. RefSeq lists its product as uncharacterized. NCBI's taxonomy places the organism in Eukaryota, Fungi, Ascomycota, Sordariomycetes, Hypocreales, Hypocreaceae. The transcript has a single exon. The record is from RefSeq and is a predicted model, not a curated record. The coding region runs from base 1 to 486 and encodes 161 amino acids.